AGAUGCUGCUGAGGUAGGUUGGCCCUUGCUAGCCACUUAGCCUCGUUAGCUGUCUAUGGUAAUCCUGCAGGACUGUCCGUCCCUUUCGCUUUUCUAAACAACAGCAGCUGCAUGAGGAGCCCUGAGGUCAUGGGGAGGGCACAGUACCAGUGGUGGUCUCCCGUGAACAGUCGUGUGGAUGGUUUUGGGCUGGAUGUUGACGUCCUUUUCUUUGCUCGGGCUGUGUAGGUAGUGAAGCAGGCAGCGUCUGGAUAACACAGGCCAAGGCCAAGGCCGAGCCAGAAAAAGGGAGGCCGUGGGCAGAAGAGGAGUGAAGACAUCAUAAGCAUUAACUUUCCUCUGGAGUGGCCCACCAUUGCCUGUUCCUUGUCCCUGUGAGCAGAGCCAUGUCCUCCUCCGGCUGCUGUCACCUGCCUGGAUCCCUGUGUGAUUACUCUGGCAGUGCUGAAUCAGAAACCUCCAAAGAGUCAGAGGAGUCCGACUCCACUGCACAGGCACAGUAUGUUGCCAAAGUCACAGCUAAAGAUGGACGCCCACUCUCCACUGUUGUAAAGGCUGUCAGUUUGCAAAGUGAUGUGGGCAUGUGCCGAAUCUGUCAUGAGGGGGCAGGAGGAGAGACCCUGUUGUCCCCUUGUGACUGCACCGGGACUCUGGGUAAAGUGCACAAAAGCUGUCUGGAGAAGUGGUUGUCAUCCUCCAACACCAGCUACUGUGAGCUCUGCCACACUGAGUUCACCAUUGAGCGGCGACCACAGCCUCUCACACAGUGGCUGAAGGACCCCGGUCCCCGCAGUGAAAAGCGUACUCUGCUCUGUGACAUGGCGUGCUUCCUGCUGAUCACGCCGCUCGCAGCCAUUUCGGGCUGGCUGUGUCUGAGAGGAGCUCAGGACCAUCUCCAGCUCAAGAGCAGACUGGAGGCUGUGGGUCUCAUCGCACUCACCAUUGCUCUCUUCACCAUUUAUAUCCUCUGGACACUGGUGUCCUUUCGGUAUCACUGUCAGUUGUACUCGGAGUGGAGGAGGACCAAUCAGAAGGUGCGUCUGCUCAUGCCUGACAUGAAAGGGGGCCACACCACCCAACGCUCCAUGCCAACCAAGUCGACCAAGAAAAUGACUGAUGAGACCAUCGUAUGAGUGCGGAGCAAAAAACGCCCACUGAAGCACUCUCUAAAACUUACAAAUAAACUUUUGCACUUCACCUGGACCAUUUGGAGAGGGACAGACCUUUCUUUUUCUUUUAUGGAAGCACUUGAUGUAUGAUACAACAGUAUUGGGAGACCACUGAAGUGUCUUGGAAAGAACUCAUUGCAGAGUCACAGUUUAAUGACACUCAACGGACAGGUAGAGCUGCCAUAUGAGCUGCUCUGUGUGCAUUGACUUACCAGCCUGACAUAAUGUCCAACACAAACCUAUGAGACUAAGACACAAGCUAAUGUAGCAGGUUAUUACUGAUGCAGCAUGCUACUACAAUAUAAUAUGAAACAUUACUCACUACCUAUAACCCCAUGCCCUGCACAAUGUAUUUAGCUGGUGUUAAAUGGGCAUUCAGUAACCCAGUGGAUGGUACUGAUAACAUUACUGGCACUGCUCCUGGUUAUCUGAAUCCCUUUAAAUUUUAUGGUUAAAGGCUUGUUAUUAUGAAAACCUCAUAGUAGUUGAAACAUUUCGCACAUGGGGUUAGAUUGUAGCAUAAGGUUUUAAAACUGUCCGUUAAACGGGCAGGCUGUGGUGCAUAAAGAAAGUGUUGAAGGUCCAGACAUUUCUUUACAGUUAAACUGGGUGCAGUUUCUAUGACUAUUGUAAAAGCGCAUUACAACAACCCUGCUCCACUUGUAAAUGCACCAUUCAUUCUUUGAGCUGCCUAGCUAUGACUAGUAGUGUUAUGUCCUGUCAUGGAAGAUGAGAUUUAAAAUAAGGGAAAAACAGUGUUCAGGGGAGAAGAUGACAAGUUUUGUCCUACAUAAAACUGAUCAGUACCAGAGUAGGCUGGUAGUCGAGGUGCAAGUGUAAAAUGUGCCAAAGCUUGGCAAUCUUCACUGAUUUGAGAUGUCAAUCAAUGUAUGCAGCACACACUAACAAAGUAAUUUGUGUUGUUGUAGUCUUCCUGCUGCAUCCCUUGGAAAGUUGGGUUAUUGUGCAAUAAACAUGAGGGACUUCUGGA
Boleophthalmus pectinirostris (great blue-spotted mudskipper) is the source of this 2160-nucleotide messenger RNA. It is a transcript of the gene marchf2, whose product is annotated as membrane-associated ring finger (C3HC4) 2. NCBI's taxonomy places the organism in Eukaryota, Metazoa, Chordata, Actinopteri, Gobiiformes, Gobiidae. Gene Ontology annotation, biological process: protein ubiquitination. Gene Ontology annotation, molecular function: ubiquitin-protein transferase activity; zinc ion binding. The record is from RefSeq and is a predicted model, not a curated record. Bases 387 to 1133 code for a protein of 248 amino acids. The transcript has 5 exons.